UGAUAUAGCCCUAGUGUAAACAGCCCAUUAGAAAUAUAUCGGGACUUGUGUACUGAGCUUGAGCAGUGUACCAUCUCUAUCUGUCAUCACUAGUUUCAUUUUUGCCCAAGCCCUCAAACACCCCCACCAACGUGCGCGGCAGCAAACCUACAAUGUUAACUGGAUUCCAGGAUUCAAAUCAAAGCCGAGGCAAUCAACUAAACGAAGAAUACCAACAAAUGUGAAAUUAAUCUACAAAUCUACAAUAGUUUUCAUCUGGAUUAGGCAUUGAUUACCUGUGACUGACUACGAGUGGCUACCAAUGCCAGUAUAUAUGUACAUUGCUAACGUAAUCGGGCGCAAGAAGAUACAUAACAUUCCACAUUCCAUGCAUCAGCAGCAGCACCAGCGCCACCGAGGAGGCAAUGGUGCAUCAGCACGCGAAGCAGGCGCAGGAGCAUGGGGAGUAGCAGGAGGAUCAGCAAUGUCACAGUGCGGCCACUGUCACGACCAGCUGCUGCCCCACCAGGAGGAGGCGCCGAUUGUGAUGGCCCUCGGGCAGCAGUGGCACUGCGACUGCUUUCGCUGUUCCGUGUGCGACAGCCACCUGCACAACUGGUACUUUGAGCGCGAGGGUCUACUAUACUGUCGCGAGGACUACUACGCGCGAUUUGGGGAUGCCUGCCAGCAAUGCACGGCAGUGAUAACCGGACCCGUAAUGGUCGCUGGCGAGCACAAAUUCCAUCCGGAGUGCUUCUGCUGCACGGCCUGCGGCUCCUUUAUCGGCGAGGGCGAGUCCUAUGCACUGGUGGAACGAUCGAAGCUCUACUGCGGCCACUGUUACGGGAAGAGAUCGUGCCAGCCGAUGCCGGCGGAUGCCAAGGCACGGAUAACGACAGCCGGCAAGCCGAUGCAUUCCAUACGCCUUGUCGAGAUACCCAAGGAUGCCACGCCCGGACUCCGUGUGGAUGGCGUGUCCCUGGACGAUGGCUGUCCCUCCGUUCGGAUUACAGAUUUAAUUUGUAAUUUUUACGGCCGCAUGGGCGAGCACGCCUUUGCGUGGCUAAGCUCCGUGGCGGAUCAUUGCUGCGGUGCAAUCUAUAGGAUCGAUGUGAAUCUGACGAAUCUGCAUAUUGGGGACCGCAUCCUGGAGGUGAAUGGAACGCCGGUGAGCGACUCUUCGGUGGAGCAGAUCGAUAAGCUGAUCCGGAGCAACGAAAAGAUGCUCCAGCUCACGGUAGAGCAUGAUCCGGUGCAGGUGUGCCGAUCCUGCAGCCAGGCGGAUAUACAGCGAGCCUGCUCCGCCUCCACACUGGUCCUGCCGCUCAGUACAUCGGCCUCCAGCGUAGAGGUGGGCGGGCGAGAGCGGGAGCGUCUCUACAAAUCAUCUGGGACUGGGGCCGAGCAGAGCGCCAAGGCAAGGAAACUGCGCCAGGCCACAAAUGCCACUUCCUCGACAACGAUAACGAAACCAGCAGCAGCCGUGCCAGCAGCAGUGCCAGCAGCAGAGGCAGAAGCAGCAACGGCAACGGCACACAUGACGCAAUUCAAGGAUAAGGAGCGCUGCUCGAGCAUGUCCAAGCUGCUGGAUGACCAGCAUACGGCCCAACAGCACUCGGCCCAUCCGCAGCUGUACGACCUGUCGCGCACGCAGAGCUGCCGCGUCGUGCAGAAGCCGCAGCGCAUUUUCCGUGCCUCGGAUCUGGUCAUAGGCGAGAAGCUGGGCGAGGGUUUCUUCGGGAAGGUGUUCAAGGUGACACACCGCCUCAGCGGCGAGGUGAUGGUCCUCAAGGAGCUGCACCGCGCCGACGAGGAGGCACAGCGCAACUUCAUCAAGGAGGUGGCCGUGCUCCGGCUGCUGGACCACCAGCAUGUGCUCAAGUUUAUCGGAGUACUGUACAAGGACAAGAAGCUGCACAUGGUCACCGAGUACGUGGCCGGAGGGUGCCUCAAGGAGCUCAUACACGACUCCAGCGAGUCCCUCAGCUGGCCGCAGCGCGUCUGCCUUGCGCGGGACAUUGCCUGCGGAAUGAGUUACCUCCAUUCGAUGAACAUCAUACACCGGGACCUCAACUCGAUGAACUGCCUGGUGCGCGAGGAUCGUUCUGUGAUUGUGGCCGACUUUGGUCUCGCCCGAAGUGUGGAUGCACCGCGGUUGCCACACGGUGGCCCAUCUGUAACUACUGCUGCUACUGCUGGAGGAGCUGUAACUGGCAGCGAUGCCAUGUCGCCGAGCAGCACUCUGAGGCGAAGCAAGAGCCGACAGCGAAGGCAACGCUACACGGUGGUGGGCAAUCCCUAUUGGAUGGCCCCGGAGAUGAUGAAGGGCCUCAAGUACGACGAGAAGGUGGAUGUAUUCUCCUUUGGCAUAAUGCUCUGUGAGAUCAUUGGACGCGUGGAAGCGGAUCCCGAUUUCAUGCCCAGGAACUCAGACUUCAGCCUCAAUCAGCAGGAGUUCCGCGAGAAGUUCUGCUCUAGCUGUCCGGAGGCCUUUAUCAAGGUGGCGUUCGUCUGCUGCGAUCUCAAUCCGGACAUGCGACCCAGCUUCGAGACUCUGCACGUGUGGCUGGAGCAGCUGCGCCACCAUUUGACCACCGAGCGACUGCCGCCCGUCCGCCUGCUGCACGAGAUCGAGAACUUUCACGAGAACUACCUCAGCUCGGAGGAUGCCCUGUCGCCCACCUCCCAGCGCAGUCUGGACAAUCUCGAUGUGCUCGCUGAGGUGGCCAAGACUCCAGACAUCGAUGCGGACGUAGAGGAUUCUUCGCCCUCGAAUCAGGAGAAGGAAAAAGAGAAUCUGUUGAUCCGUUCGCCGGAGAUACCCAAGUCCCCGCAUCUGGGAAAGGAUUUCUCACCAAGCGGCGAGCGGCUGCGGGACAGCAUGCGUGCCCGUCGCCGACAGCGCUUCCUGGGCGCCCAGGAGGAGCGGCGCAAUGUCACCCCGGAGACCCAUUCGACGGAGCGGGUCCUCAAGCAGGCCCUGAAGAAGUGCCGGCCCUUCGGGGAGAAGGGCUACCUCGUCGAUCUGCGUCCCGGCGCGGAGCUGCAGUUGCACGACGUGCGCGACCUUAACAACUACUCGGAUGUGGACUCUAGUUGCGACACGAGUCUCAAUUACCACGAGGUGAAUGCUCCCACUCCCACACUGCCAGAGCUCCCGCCCAAGGAGUCAGACACUGCGGUGCCCCCGCCACAAGCCUCAGCCCCAGAGUCUGGACCUCUCAUGGCCGUCGAUGAUAUGCGGACGCGACUGCACCAGCGCCUCAGCAAGUUCGAGCACCUGGAGGAAGCGAGCCGCCGCAAUAUAAGCCCAUCGCAGAACUCCGUGCGCAACUUUUUCAAGACACCGCCGGUGGCCCUGAAGAUGUUCCAGAGGCUGGAGCACGAGGCGGCCGCCGCCGGCCUCAACGGCAACUGUCCCCCGCCGCCGCCACGCACCCAGCGCAUUAAUCAGACGCCCAUCUUUGGGCGCCGUAAUCCAACGCCGGCGACACAGCAGCAGCUCCAGCAAGCCGAAUCUCUCGAAAAUCUGGCCACGAGCACGACCGGACAUAGCAAGCAGACGCCAACAACGGCACCCAAACGGAGCAAGGCCACUAACAGCAGCAGCGCCGUCGAAGUGCACGGCCUCUCGGCUGAAGCUUCGUCCAGAUCUCCGGCUUUCAUCCUUCCAAAUUUCAGUGGCAACAGUCCUGGAACAGGAACAGCCACUGCUCCUCGGGAUUGCCUGCCCAAGAAACACAAACUGACGCUCCCCCUGGUCCCCAUGGUCCCCCUGCUGCCCCAACGGUCCAACGGCAGCCAGCGCCUGCCUAUGGGCAGCCACAAGACGAAGCCGCCCAAAGGUCCCUUCAGUCGUUCGCAUGCACAGCCGCCACACACGACGCCCCCCAGCCAUAGCAAUGCGUCGCCCACACGGCCCCGGCCUGGAUCACCCAGCAAGCAUUUGGCCCAGAGGCACACGGCGGCCACGGCCCAGCGCCUGAGCAACGUGGUUCCCGUCCAUCAGCAGCAUCAGCAGCCACAUCAGCAACAGCAAUCCUUGAAGACGACCCGCCUGAAUAUCCUCAGUCCGGAGAAGGUGCAUCGUCUGGGGGCACUGCUCAGCGACCAGAAGCAAAAAAUGCGCGAGGAGGCAGCGACAACAGGCGCCGGUGCCGGCGCUGGAGGUGUAGCGCACGCAUUGGCGGCAGUCAGCAAUGGUCAUGGCCGGUCCGGGUCGGCCGGCGCGGCAGGUGCAGGAGCCGCCGCCGGAGAGAGACGCAGGAGGGCACCGCCGCCACCGCCGGUGCGCAACCAUUUCAAUACGCGCUGCUAGCUGUCAUACAGCUGUUAUACUGGGAGAGGAAGGGGGUAAACUGUUAUAGCUAUGAAACUCCGGAAAGCUGUUAAAAACAGUAGGGCGGAGUUGUACACAGUCACAUAUUUACAUGGUCCAACUGGUAUAACACACAGUAGGCAACUGUUAUACGCACAAGACAAACGAACACCAAACAACACAUUCCAACAAAAAACAAAAUCGACCAUGAAAAAUGAAGAAAAGUAUCGACCAGCGAAAAGCGAAAAGAGCGAGAGAGGAAGCUGGGGAUCGCGUCUAAUAGUUAUAAAACAAACAACUGUUCUACCAGUAUGGAUCCGAAUCAUAACGAAGGUUAAGUGCCUGCGCAGAAGCGAAACAAAUUCAUGUUGCAAUAUUUACAAAUUUAUCAUGUAAUAAAAUCAAUUGUAUAAUGUUAUAUUUAGAAUUGAAUAUAACGCCCAAAACAGAACAACUAAUGCUAGUAUUUAAGAUUCGGUAACAGGCUCCUCCGACCCGACUGUUACUAACCGACUAACCCCGAACGAAACAAGAAACAAAAGCCACUCAUCUACUAAGUAUAGUAUAAACUGCUAAGCAAUUACCAUUGUACACGAUUUAACCGGUUAGCGAAAACGAGAGCGAGAGCGAGGAGAAGAGAAGAAACGUAAACUUGUGCCAUGCCCAGUGAUACAAUAUGAUGGAAUCCUGGGAUCGAGCGGGAUUUAUGGAGAGAAGAAAACCCACCCCACAAAAGAAAGAAAAAAAGACAUUAAGGAAAUGAAUUUUAUUAGAAAAUUGUGGUUAAAAUGUGUAUUUUUAUAUAUAUAUGUAAUACAAUACAAUGAUAAUUCCAUAUAAAACUAUAUAUGAUAUAUGAAUGUAUAUAUGUAUAUGUGUGUGUACAUACAUAUAUGUAUGUACUUGUAUUCCAUGUUAGUGCUUAAAUCUAAUUUAGUAUUUAUCGAUCGAUUCUCCAUGAACAAUAACUAAUAGCAUUUUUUAUUGAGAAACAAAAGUCUAACUUAAAUGUAGAAUAAUACUAUUAUGUACUAUAUGCGAUAUUUACUCUAUGUACUACAUAUGUAUGUAUAUAUGUUUGUACAUACAUAUGUAUAUGCGAAAACUUUUGCUCAAAGAAUGCAUCUCUAGAUCUUAAGGCACACACACACACACACACACACACACUCACAAACACGCACAUUGCUAACUGUUAUACACACACAUAAGCACACUCCCAUACACAACACACAAAGAAACAUAUGUAUAUUACUUAAUGCUGAUGAAGGAAGAUAAAGAAACUUUUAUACUGUA
Molecule: messenger RNA, 5590 nt
Organism: Drosophila miranda
Lineage: Eukaryota; Metazoa; Arthropoda; Insecta; Diptera; Drosophilidae
Gene: LIMK1
Product: LIM domain kinase 1
Exons: 8
Coding region: 302-4297 (1331 amino acids)
Biological process (GO): protein phosphorylation; actin cytoskeleton organization
Cellular component (GO): nucleus; cytoplasm
Molecular function (GO): ATP binding; protein serine/threonine kinase activity; protein binding
Source: RefSeq, a predicted model, not a curated record